This is a messenger RNA of Plodia interpunctella (Indianmeal moth), 2491 nucleotides long. RefSeq lists its product as uncharacterized. Gene Ontology annotation, molecular function: zinc ion binding; nucleic acid binding; serine-type endopeptidase activity. Gene Ontology annotation, biological process: proteolysis. Bases 25 to 2229 code for a protein of 734 amino acids. Lineage: Eukaryota; Metazoa; Arthropoda; Insecta; Lepidoptera; Pyralidae. The record is from RefSeq and is a predicted model, not a curated record. The transcript has 12 exons.
UCCAAAUACAUUGUCUUUUGUAUCAUGAUGUUGAUUACGAAUAUCUGCUUUGUAUUUUUGUUGACUGGGGGCGUGGAUGAGGUUAUAAGUAAAACAUUGGUACAUAAAAUAUUCCCAGAAUAUAUUCAACCCUUUGACCAGACAGUCAAAGCAGCAAAUAGUGAUGAAAUUGUCGGAGGUGACGAGGUUGAUAUAAAACAGUUUCCUUAUCAAGUGAGCGUACUAUUAAUGGGGGAUCCGUGGUGUGGGGGGUCAUUAAUAAGUGAAAUAUUUAUAUUAACCGCAGCUCAUUGUUUUGUAACCGCAUCUCAACAUCAACUACAUGUCGGUAGUUCUUUGGUAAAAGAUGGUGGAAGAGUAUACAAGGUAGCAGAAAUUAUCGCUCAUCCUAAUUACCGACUAACGACUGAACUAAGUCACGACUACGAUAUAGGUGUUAUGAGAGCGUCUUCAAAAAUUAUAAUAGAUGGAGUUACAACAAAACUCGUUCAUUUACCGGAUUCUAACAGUCACUUAAAAACAGGAGAUAAUAUUAUUGUUUCUGGAUGGGGUCACACAAAGGACGGUGGAGUUGGUUCCAAUGUUCUCAGAGCUGUAACGGUACCCGUGACCUCUUGGGAUUCCUGUCAAAAAGCUUACCCAGAAUUCCUUACGGAGCGCAUGGUCUGCGCAGGGUUCGAUUUAGGCGGUAAAGACUCCUGUCAGGGAGACUCGGGAGGACCAGCAGUAGAAGAGAAGAGUUUGGUGCAAUAUGGGAUUGUAUCUUUUGGUUAUGGUUGCGCCAAAGAAGGCUAUCCAGGAGUAUAUUCCUACAUUCCUCCACUACGGGAUUGGAUCAAGCAAGUAACUGGUGUAUACUUGUACGAUUGUGUGGAAUCGGCGGAGUCGGCCGAAGCUUGCAAAGAUGUGAAAAAGAAGCAGAAAGCCCUGGCGAAGAUUUGUCUCUCUGUUGGACCAUCAGCUUUACAACAUGUCCGUAAUGCGACGACACCGUAUGAAGCUUGGACCAACUUGCAGCGUGCAUAUGAGGACAAGGGACUUUGUCGGCGCUUGGGAUUGCUACGAUCUUUGUUUGGUGCCAAACUGAGUGGAGCAGAGAGCAUGCAGAGCUACCUAUCACAUAUUACGGAGCUCGGACAGCAGUUGGAGGAUAUUGGAUCUAAACUUGAGGACGAAUUUUUAGCUGUGGAGCAACAACGACGGGAUGGAAAAACUGAACACUCCGAUUUCAACGCUUUAGUGAUGAAGAAGACAUUCAAAUCAUUUAAAUGUUUCCGAUGCAAAAAGACCGGGCAUUUUAAGAAAGAUUGUCCAGAAGGAAAGAAAAACCAGAAGAGUGAUAAGUCUUUAUUGACAGCUUUAUCAGCAAAUAUUCAGAAAAAUGUCUGUUAUGAUUGUAGAAAAAGAGAAGACUUCGUAGUUGGUUUUGAGCUCAGAAUGUUGUAUAUAUUUAACAUUUUACUUCUUAUUGGAGGAGCUUUCAAUGUAGCUCUUGCUCGUAACCAUGGACGUCAUAUCAAACCACACGAUGGCGGUAAAAUAGUGGGGGGAGAAGAAGUGACCAUUAACGAAUACCCUUACCAGGUGUAUUUGUUGAUCCAAAUCGGUAUUAAUUACUAUGCAUGUGGUGGAUCAAUCAUAAGUGCGAAUUAUGUGUUGACUGCAGCUCAUUGCCUCGUUGGGGCAAGCAGAGUAUAUAUACGUGCAGGUAGCACAGACUCAGACAGUGGUGGUAAAAUGUACAGCACUUCAGUAUACACCAUCCAUCCUCAAUACAACCCUCAGACCAGUGACUACGAUAUCGCUGUCAUAAAACUGCUGCGAAAGAUGACCCUAGAUGGCACCACUACCAAAGCUGUACAACUGCCAAGUUCUGACACUCAAGUGGUUCCGAGGGAAAACGUUAUUGUCACAGGAUGGGGCGCUACUUCAGAGGGUGGUGACACGACAAAUAUUCUAAACGCUGUGACCGUACCGGUGACCACACCCGAGUUUUGCAACCAAUCCUACUCAGGAGGCAUCACUGUACGGAUGAUUUGUGCGGGAACUGAAGAUGGUGGAAAGGACUCUUGUCAGGGAGACUCAGGUGGACCAGCAGUUAAUGAAACCAGUUUAGUCCAAUACGGAGUGGUGUCUUUUGGCAUUGGGUGUGCUCGACCAAAUGUGCCAGGAGUAUACACCAGUGUACCUGCGCUUCGAGAUUGGAUCAAAAAGACUACAGGGGUUUAAUUACAUUUCAAUAUAAUUUAAUUCUGUUAAAGAAUUUUAAAUUCAAAAUAUUUUUUUUUUUUGCAAAACACUCAAGAUUUCUCGAACGACAAACCAAAUUCUUAAAACUAUUUCGAAUAUUUAAUUAUAUUGUGAUUAUCAUGUUGGUUUUUUGAAUGCUUAAAAACUAGUAUCUCAUUACUCGCUUGAAAAUGGUUUAUUUGUAGUGAAUGAAUGGCACUGGACCUGUUAUUAUUAUAAAAUAAAUAUUUUAUUUUAUUAA